Molecule: messenger RNA, 1131 nt
Organism: Aspergillus nidulans FGSC A4
Lineage: Eukaryota; Fungi; Ascomycota; Eurotiomycetes; Eurotiales; Aspergillaceae
Exons: 3
Coding region: 1-1131 (376 amino acids)
Source: RefSeq, a predicted model, not a curated record
AUGCAGAUUGUAUAUCUUUUCAGCUCCGUACUUCUCACGGCGGCCCUAGCACAUGAAAAUGGAAAGGUGGCUUAUCCAUUCCGGCUAUUCAAUGGCACGUCAUCUGUGGAGGAGAUCUCUCAGCAAGACCAAAUGGAUGCUCCAAAGAUAAUGCCUCAUGUGAAUGCUACAACGUUUGAGUGGUGGUAUUUCGACGCCGUUUCAACUACCUCUCAGAACGAGUCACUAACUGUCAUGUUCGAAAACAUGGGUCCAGAAGGCCUCGGCGCCCCGUACCCAGGUGGCCCACUGGCCGUUCAGAUCUCAGGGUCGUUCAGCAACGGCACGGCGUUUACAAUAAUUACCGCGGCAACCAAGGGUGCAGUCCUUGAGUGGGGCGGCGGAGGUGUCAGAGGAGAGUGGAGAGGAGCCGGUAGCUCGUUUGCUGGAAAAGACCACCGCGAAUAUACCGUCUCCAUCGCUAAUCCGGGCAUAGGAGUCUAUGGUACAAUGACACUGCGAUCGUAUUGGAGCCAGUUUAACCCAAAGUGUCUGAAGGUCUCUCCCCCUCGCUAUCCCUGCGACGUCAAAGAACGUCGUGCAUCUGAGCAGCUCAUCCCAAACAUGUACUUGGCCAACAGUCAGCCCGAUGCCAUCGUCGAGGUUGACUUUAAUAUCAACGAAAGCACAUUGAAGUUCAGCGGGAUUGGGUACCACGAUCUAUCAUGGGGUUCCGCGCCGCUUGAAUCAUCGGUGCACUCCUGGUAUUGGGGCCAUGGCCGUCUGGGCCGUUAUUCUUUGGUCUGGUUCGACGUUAUGGGCCGUGACGGCAAGGAGUAUUUCUCGGCCUGGAUUACAGAGGCCGGGAAUGUCAUCUUAUGUGGCUGCGAACCCGAUUCGGUUCUCGUCAGACCGUGGGGAGAGAAUAGCGGGUUUCCUCCAGGACGGGGGACGCCUGCACCGUCAGGCUACAGUUUACGUUACGACCUGGGCCAGAACCAGAUCUUCAUUGCUAACUUUACUCGGGAAGUGAACAUAAUUGACAAUGAUUUUACGAAGCACAUAAUUGGGUUGUUCUCUGGCGGCUUUGAGGGUGGUGAGCAAUAUGAGGGCCGGGCUAUGGCUGAUCAGUUCCAGUUUGGUGAUUUGUGA